This is a messenger RNA of Nannizzia gypsea CBS 118893, 1452 nucleotides long. RefSeq lists its product as hypothetical. Gene Ontology annotation, cellular component: membrane. NCBI's taxonomy places the organism in Eukaryota, Fungi, Ascomycota, Eurotiomycetes, Onygenales, Arthrodermataceae. Gene Ontology annotation, biological process: transmembrane transport. Gene Ontology annotation, molecular function: transmembrane transporter activity. The transcript has 10 exons. The record is from RefSeq and is a predicted model, not a curated record. The coding region runs from base 1 to 1452 and encodes 483 amino acids.
AUGGAGUUUAAACCGGGAGAUUCGCAUAAAUCGGAGGGCGAGACGGUUGUGGACGAGGACACGGAGAAUGGCGCCCUUGAGUUUCUGGAAGAUUGCGAACAUCGAGAGAAGCAGCUUCUUCGACGGAUAGAUUGGCGACUGCUGCCUAUCAUUGGCGCGCUGUACGCCAUAUCCCUCAUUGACAGAACGAAUAUAUCGAGCGCUCGCAUAGCGGGUUUGAACCAAGAAUUGAAGUUGUAUAUCGGUUCGCGAUACUCUAUCGCGCUGCUGGUAUUCUUUAUUCCAUAUUUCAUUUUCGAGCUCCCAUCGAAUUUGCUUCUGCGAAAAGUUGGCAGCGCCGCAUGGCUGGCGGGUAUAGCGUUUGCCUGGGGAACGAUCAUGCUCGGAUCGGGCUUCAUCCACAACUAUCAAUCCUUGGUUGUGCUCCGAUUUCUCCUUGGUGUUUUCGAGGCCGGAUUAUUCCCAGGAUGUGUUUAUCUUAUCUCCUGUUGGUAUGUGAGAUAUGAGGUUCAAACUAGGCUGGCUAUAUUCUACCUUACCUCGGUUCUCGCCGGCGGCUUUUCAAGUAUCCUAUCGUUUGGACUCAUUCAAAUGGAAGGUCUUGCUGGCUUCCAUGGAUGGAGGUGGAUCUUUAUUGUUGAAGGAGCCAUGACUCAGGUCAUUGCCAUAGCAGCUUAUUUCAUCAUCAUAGAUUUCCCAGACAAAGCAGCAAAGACAAAAUUCCUCACGGUGAACGAGGCGAAAUAUAUUUCGCACCGAUUGGAAAAGGAUAGAGCCGAUUCCGUUCCUGACCCGGUUACCCUUGCUAAGCUGAGGCUCCAUUUGGCAGAUUGGAAGCUAUGGACAUUUUCGUUGAUGUUCCUGGCAACCACAGUCCCAGCAUAUGCUUUAACCUAUUUUGCGCCCAUCAUUAUUAGGGCUAUGGGGUAUACUCCAGCCAUAACGAGUCUGCUCACGGCACCUCCAACGGCAUUUGCCUGUGUUGUAGCCAUGGCACUGUCCUGGGUGGCCGACAAGUACCGUAUGCGAGGACCCAUCAUCGUCAUCCAGUGUAUCCUCUGCAUCAUCGGUUUGAUGCUAACGGCAUAUCACCCAAACAACAACGUCCGUUAUUUCGGCUUCUUCCUUGGAGCAGCUGGCUGCCAGGGGAACAUCCCAGCCAUCCUCGCCUACCAGUCAAACAACAUCCGGUUCCAGUCCAAGCGAGCUGUGGGAAGCGCCUUGCAGAUUGGAUUCGGCGCACUGGGAGGCAUCAUUGCAUCAACGGUAUUUAGAGAGCAAGAUGGGCCUAGGUAUGUGCCAGGUCUUUGGGUGACUACAGCGUUUCAGUUGUUCAUCCUGGUGGCUGUGGCAUUCACAACAGUUAUCUUCUCGAAGCGAAACAAGCAGGUUGAUGACGGCACGGCGAAGACCCCCAUCGAGGGGCUAGAAGGGUUCAAAUACACCCUCUAA